Ipomoea nil (Japanese morning glory) is the source of this 2410-nucleotide messenger RNA. RefSeq names its product transketolase, chloroplastic-like. Gene Ontology annotation, molecular function: transketolase activity. The coding region runs from base 25 to 2301 and encodes 758 amino acids. Gene Ontology annotation, cellular component: cytosol. NCBI's taxonomy places the organism in Eukaryota, Viridiplantae, Streptophyta, Magnoliopsida, Solanales, Convolvulaceae. Gene Ontology annotation, biological process: pentose-phosphate shunt. The transcript has 7 exons. The record is from RefSeq and is a predicted model, not a curated record.
GUAAAGAUCAGAGCUGAAAACAACAUGGCAGUCUAUACAGUACUCCUUCUGAGGCCCAACCCUCCUCUCCUUGAGGCCAAACCAUUAUUUCCCCAAAACAACAAAAGAUUAAUUGCCUUGAGAUUAGUUCAAUGCAGAAGCAAUCCAAAAAGCAAGAGCCCAGUCCUAAAAAACACAGUGGUCUCCAAAGAUGAAGAUUACAGGCUUUCUUGGUUAGAAGAGCUGAAAAGAGCUUACCCAUCACAGGCUUGUUCAGCUCAUGAAUGGGAAGAAGAUGAUGACAAGUUUCAAGAAAUGGUGGAUAGGAGGUGUGUGGACAAUGUGAGGAUGCUGAUAGUGGACUGUGUGCAGCAUGCAAAGGCUGGGCAUGGUGGGAUGGCUCUUGGAUUGGCAGAGGUUGGGUAUUUCCUGUAUAGGCAUGUUAUGAGGUUCAAUCCCCAAACUCCCAAAUGGUUUAAUAGGGAUAGGUUUGUUCUGAGUGCUGGCCAUGGAAGUUUGCUUCAGUAUGUUUGCCUUCAUCUCGCUGGCUUUCAAUCUGUUCAGAUUGAUGACCUAAAGAGGUUGUGCAAGCUUGGAAGUAGGACACCUGGUCACCCUGAGAAUGUGAUAACAGAAGGCAUUGAAGUCACAACAGGCCCCUUAGGGCAAGGUGUAGCAAAUGCAGUAGGCCUUGCCCUUGCAGAAGUGCAUUUGGCUUCAAGAUUCAACAAACCAGACAUUCCCAUUGUUGAUCAUAGAACGUACUGUAUAAUGGGCGAUGGAUGUUCCAUGGAGGGCGUAACGAACGAAGCUGCAUCACUGGCUGCACAUUGGAAGCUAAACAAACUCACUCUGCUUUAUGACGAUAACCAUAAUACAAUUGAUGGUACCACUGAUCUCACCGUUUCUGAAGACAUAUCAGCCCGGUUUGAAGCUCUGGGGUGGAACACCAUUACUGUUGAUAACACACAGGGAGAUAUGGAAGCAUUAAAGAAUGCACUUAACUCUGCUCAUACUGAGACUCAGAAGCCUACCUUCAUCAGGGUGAAAACAUGUAUAGGAAAGUUGUCAAAGAAGGAGGGGACAUCGAAAGCUCACCAUGGUACUUUUGAGGAAGAUGACGUGAAGCAAAUGAAACAGAAACUUAGAUGGGAUAAUGGGCGAGGGCCAUUCCAUGUUAUUCCCAUGCUCUACCGGGAAAUGAAACUCCAGGCAGAACAAGGAGAAACACUGGAGCAGGAGUGGCACUCCAAACUUUAUUCUUACCAGAACAAAUACCCCCAAGAAGCUAAACAAUUUAUAGCUCUCCUUAAUGGCGGGAUUGUUCCAGGCUGGGAAACUUCUUUACCGAGAUGGUUGAUGUCUGAUCCUGUGGAAGCGACACGAGGAUACUCCGGGAAGUGUCUGAACCAUCUUGCCAAGGUGGUUCCAGGGCUAAUUGGUGGAAGUGCAGACCUCGUGAGCUCGAACCAGGCAUAUCUCCAUGGCUAUGGAGAUUUCGAGCAGCCCGAUUCUCCGCGGGGGCGAAAUAUCAGAUAUGGGGUUCGGGAACACGCGAUGGCGGGGAUUUCAAAUGGAAUAGCACUGCACGGGGGAGGGUUAAUUCCAUUUGCAGCCACUUUCCUUGUGUUCUCAGAUUACAUGAAGAACUCGAUCAGACUCUCUGCGCUGAGCCAUGCCGGAGUGAUCUACAUUAUGACGCAUGAUUCAAUCGGGUUAGGAGAAGACGGGCCAACUCACCAACCCGUGGAGCAUCUCGCCGGCCUGAGAGCCAUUCCCCGCCUCCUGGUUUUCCGGCCGUCUGACGGGAAUGAAACUGCAGGGGCCUAUAAGGUGGCUAUCGCAAACAGAGACAAGCCAAGCCUGAUGGCCCUUUCGAGACAAAAAGUGGCAGCCAACAUGGACGGCACAUCGGCAGAUGGAGUGGGGAAAGGAGGGUACAUUAUAAGCGACAAUUCCGGUGAAGAACUGCCGGAAAUUAUACUGAUUGGGACCGGAUGGGAGCUGUGUUUAUGUGAAGAAAGCGCAGGAGUUUUGAGAAACGAAGGGAGGAGAGUGAGAGUGGUUUCUCUGGUGUGCUGGAGGCUUUUCGAGCGGCAGCCGAGGGAGUACAAGGAGGUGGUGCUGCCGUCGACGGUGAGAAAACGCGUUAGCGUGGAAGCAGGAUCGCCGUUGGGGUGGAGGGAGUAUGUAGGAGAUGAAGGUGUGGUGAUUGGCAUGGAUGAAUUUGGAGCUAGUGGACCAGACACACAUGUUUUCAAGAAAUAUGGUUUUACAGAGGAAAAUGUUUCCAAGACCGCCAGAUCUCUGCUAUCAAAAUAAAGUUUCAAAUUGUGAGAUUUUUAGUCAGCUAUAAAUAAACUAGACUCACUUUAAAUUUUCAUUAAUUUGGGAACAAAAUGAUAAUUUUAUCUGUUUGUGCCACUAUCGA